UAAAUGAAAAUAGAACGUCUAUCACAAGUCCUCUUCUAUCCAAGGUCUUCAUCGUUGGUUUCCGCAAGUACAAACUCGCCAAAAUAGCCAUCGACGACUUCGUCAUGACCAAAUUCGACGGAAACUGUCCAGUGUUGCCAACUCAUAACGAGGAUAUAUCUUGUGACUUCUCGGAAGACCAGUGUGGCUGGACAAACGAUCCAGACAACCAGAUUGAUUGGAAAUACAAUGCCGAGGCCCACGAGAUGUGGCUCGACCCGGCGGAUGUGGGAGACAACUACAGGGUCGGCAGCUUCAGGAGCCCCGUGGUGGAGGUGGGCGACGGAGAUGCCCUUUGCUUCACGAUGACCUGGAAGAAGGAGGACCAGGUCGAUGCCGCGCUCUCAGUCAAGCUUUACAGCGAGAGCUUCAUCGAGGAGGAGACCCUGAUGGCGAUCCACGACGGCUUCUCGGGCGAGUACAGGAACACGAGCGUCGAGGUCACAAGGGCGGGGAAACACCACUUCGUCGUCACGGGUCUGGUGAGUCCGCGCUGGGAGGGCGUCAUGCGGUUCAGCAGCGUCUCCGUGACCGAUGCGCCCUGUUCGGAAGUCGUGGUUCCAGGAGGACUCGCCUGCGACUUCGAAAACCCACAACAAUGCGGCUUCCACACGUCCCUUCCCGGAGACACAGCGAAGUGGACAUGGGGCUCAGGCACACCUUCUCUUGACCACACCCUCGACGCUAUGGAUGGUCACAGCAUGUUCAUCGCAGUGAAUGAAGUAGGGAGUAACCAAAUAGCACAUUUAGUUACUCCAUCUAUCAUGCCCUUGGAUGAGUACUUGUGCAUUACCUUCUGGAUAAACAUACAAGGCGCUCAGUCCUCUAGACUUACGAUGUACUUAGAGCAAGGGGGACUCAACAGCCUCCCGCUCUGGACGAAGCAGAAGUCCUUCGGCGCGGAAUGGCGCGGCGCCAGAGCCAGCACCUGGGUCGAUGUUUCUCAGAAUUUGACGGUGGUCUUCGAAUUACUAACGGACACGGAGAUAAUCUUCGAGAACGUGGCAGUGGACGACGUGGUGAUCACCCCAGGGAGUUGUCCGGAGCCCGUGACUUGCAACUUCGACGAAGACCUCUGCCUGUGGACGCAAGGACACCUGGACAUGGUCAACUGGAAGCUUGUUGACAGUCAGGGUGAUCUUCAUGACCAUACGUCUGGCAACGGCUAUUUCCUGGCCCUGAAGACAGGACCCCCGGCAGCACCUGGGGACAUUGCGGUGCUGGACUCCGAGCCUGUCACGAUCGCGGACGUCGCCUGCCUCUCCUUCUGGUACAACAUGUGGGGCUCGGGUAUUGAGCACCUCAAUGUACAACGCCAAGAUGGCGAAACUAUGCUCACAUCCCUAUGGAAGGUGGAAGGAGCGAGCACCCACAACGAAUCGGAGUGGCAGUACGCCAGCUUACCUGUCUACGGCAGCUCGAGCGAAUUUUUGCUGAGGCUCCAGGCUGUGUUAUCACGCGCAGACGAGGAGGACCACGGAACGAUCGCCGUGGAUGACAUGGUCCUUGUGGCGUCCGUCGAGUGCGCCUACGAACCCCCCGAGGCUGAGAUCCUGCCCCCCACCGCCCGUCCGCCCACGCCCAAGCCCACACCCACGCCGGGUUUCCUGCAAUCCUGUGACUUCGAGGAUCACAGUGAGCCCUUCUGCGGGUGGACCGAUAUCUCAGCCAACGAGGAUUACAAGUGGACCAUUGUGAAGGGAGCCCUUGGCGUCGAGGGCAUUGGCCCAGUAUCCGACCAUACUACGGGGUCCGGCCACUACGCCUCCGUCAGCAGAGGACCGGACAUGGAUCAGGUCAACGACGAAAUCUCCGUCCUUCAGAGCCCCGAACUUCGAGACAGAGAGGACGACUGUUUCCUCUUUUGGUACUUCCUGUGGGGCCAGUCCACGCACCUGUCUCUCAAAAUCAACGGCGAGGAGCAGUGGUCGCGCUCCGGCAGCCAAGGGAACAAGUGGCUCCCCGCCAAGGUGGUGCUUGACCACAGCGACGCCCAGUGGCUCCUGACCCUCGAAUCCAAACUGGGAGCCGACCAUGAGGACGUCUACGUGGCCAUCGACGACUUCCUCUACUACGAUUUGUCCUGCGAAAAUGUUACUGUCGUGGGGUCGUCUGGAAGGCAGUGCGACCUGGAGGAGGCAGACCUGUGUGGCUGGAGUCAAGUGACCGGCGAUGACGAGGCGGAUUGGCAGUGGGUGAAUGGAACAACGGGAGGACUAGCGAUCGAUCACACGUACGGCACAGAGACCGGCCAUUUCCUGCAGCUUGCUUCAUCUCAGAACGGCGUGAUCGAGCACCAGCGAGCGGCUAUAGAGAUCCAGCCGUUCCUUAUGGACAGGAUGGGAGAUUACUGCUUCCAGCUCUACUACACUCGCUUUGGAGGAGCUUAUAUCGGAUACUUGAAGGUUAUGGUCGUCUUCGCGGGCCAAGUCUCGCCGUUCAUCGAACUCUCCGACCAGAUUGGCGUCACCGAGUGGACUCUCCUGCAGCAGACUUACACCAACCUCGUCCCCAACGCCACCGUGGGUUUCUUUAUCGAGGGGGAGGUGGGCGUGACCGACCCUGACUACGGCGAGUCCGUGGUGGCUGUGGACGAUUUCUCUCUCACCAACAGCGCGUGUCCUAGACCUGGGGCAUGUGCCUUUGAAGACGCCAACCUCUGCUCGUGGCACGUCGAAGCGAGCGAGGACCUGGCGUGGCAGCUGACGGACGGCCAGGAAAGCCACGACCAUGGCCCUCAGACUGACCACACGACGAACACCAUGACAGGUGGCUACAUGAUCGUCGAGGACUCCGGGGAACAUCUGGGGAUGUCGACGGCCCUUCGUGAGCGAACGGAUCCCCGUGGACGUGUACGGAUUUUGCUUCUCCUUCUACUUCUCUCUCAGUGGGGACCCCGACGCCAAGCUGAACGUGUCCGUGCGCACCGACCAGGGCAAGGAUCUCCUGUGGGCGCUGUCAGGGGACCAAGGGCAAGACUGGGUCUACGGCCAGGUGGGAAUCCCCGGGUCCUCAGGAAGCGGCGAGUUCGAGCUCGUUGUGGAGGGCGUCACGGGUUCCUUCGCCGAUGGCUGGAUCGCCGUCGACGACCUCAACACUCUGACUGGCGAGUGCGGGAUGCAGCCUCCGAUUGCCACUCCCACGGCCAUGCCUGCUACCACGCCUUCGCCAGUCACCGUCAUCUUCGAAUGCGACUUCGAGAUCAAUAAAUGCAACAUAGAGCAAGCCACGUCCGACGACUUCGACUGGGAAUAUCAACACACUGAGGACGACUUCGAGCUGCCUCAGGGCGGGUACCUCUUAGUAGAUUCUGCAGGCAGGUCUUCCGGCAAUCGAGCGGUUGUCAUCACUCCGGCUGUGAGUUACGUGGGCUACCAGUGCGUCUCCUUCAGGUACGUGUUAGUUACGGUUUGUUUGAAGAAGAUUGUGAAACGUUGAUUUUUUUCCCCAGUAGUAAUAAAACU
This is a messenger RNA of Penaeus monodon (black tiger shrimp), 3503 nucleotides long. RefSeq names its product MAM and LDL-receptor class A domain-containing protein 2-like. The record is from RefSeq and is a predicted model, not a curated record. Gene Ontology annotation, cellular component: membrane. NCBI's taxonomy places the organism in Eukaryota, Metazoa, Arthropoda, Malacostraca, Decapoda, Penaeidae.